AUGGCUGCAGUGCCGCAGAGGACGCUUAACUGGCUCUACAGUGUCCUGACUCGAGACCAUUACGACCCCAAUCAAACCUACCAGGACCCCAAUCGCACCUACUACGAUGUCGCCAACGUCCUCGCGCAGUAUCCAUCCCUUUCACCACGAACCGAUGUAUACACCUACGAAAACGGUUUCUCUGCCUUGCUCCUCCACCUGACAGGCACAUUGCCUGUGACGUUUCGCGGCACCGUGUACAAGUUCCCGAUCGCAUUAUGGAUUCCCAAUACAUACCCGCGCGAGCCGCCGAUGGUCUACGUGACGCCGACUCAGGACAUGGCUGUCCGCGUCGGGCAGCAUGUGACGUUGGAGGGCAGAGUGUACCAUCACUAUCUCGCGCAUUGGGCUGAGGCAUGGGAUAGAUCAUCCCUCGUCGACUUCUUGCUGAUCCUCCGAGAGGUCUUCGCGAAAGAACCCCCGGUCAAGAACAAGCAGCCACAGAUUCCGCAGCGAACGCAGCCGUCAGAGCCGACGCAAGGCCCUCCUCCUCUCCCUCCUCUGCCUCCGGAGCUGGGGUCCGCUAUACCCCGUCCUCCCGCGGCUCCUCUGAGCAUUCCGCCUCAGCCAACGGACCAGGUGCCGCCCCCGCCUCCUCCGAAGCCUGGACAGGUCGUAACCGCUGGCCAGCAACAACAAGCGUCCCCAGCAGGAAGAUACGAUUCCCCUCCGCCUCUUCCUCCGCUACCGCCGAAAGAACAAGACCUACGACGGCAGUCGUUCCAACCCCAUGCGGGUUUCAGCAGUCCUGCUGCCGACCAGUCGUCGCAGUAUCUCCCUGAGCGGGAUGCGGCUCGUAGACUGUCACAUCCCCCGCAGCAGCAAUACGCUACACAGCCAAUGACGGCCUAUCCAGCGAGCGCUGGGGGUGUUGCCAGAAGCCCGCCGCCACCACAAGGCAUACCUCGCGGUCCUCCACAGCCACCGCUGCCUGUGCAGCAACAAGGCCCGACGCGUCCCCCGGGCUGGCAGCCGAACGGUGCCCGGUACCAGCAACAGCCACCCGUUCAACCGGUCGCUAUCCAAGCUCAACAUCCGCGCCAGCCCCCACAGCCAGCAGCGAAAUCCAAGGCGCAAACACCGGACCUCCUCACCUCCCCGUUCGAGCUCGAACUGCCCUCGUUCACACCCACGGGCCCCGCGCCGCCAAUUCCCCCGAACCCGGAGAAAGACGCCCUCCUGCACGCCGUCUCCAAGACCCUCGCCGAGACCGUCCAGGCGAACGCCGCGCAGUCCGAAGCCGCCGCGCACUCCCUCCUCUCCCAGUCCGAGUCGCUGCACGCCGCCAUCGCCUCCCUCCAGGGCGAAAUCGCCUCCCUCAACGCCCUCAACUCAACCCUGCAGUCCAACACCUCCAUCCUAACGCAAUCCCUCCACCGCGCCGACGCCGUCAUCGCAGACGCCCAGACCCGCAUCGCCUCCACCCAGCCUUCCUCGUCUACGUCCGCGUCCACCUCGACCGCCGCCGACGCCGGCCUCCCGCCCAUCGACGACGUCCUCGUCGCCCCCACCGUCGUCGGCAAACAGCUCUACGAUCUCGUCGCCGAGGAGCGCGGCAUCCAGCAGGCCAUCUAUGCGCUGCAGUCGGCGCUGGUCAAGGGGUUCGUCGGGGUGGAGACGUGGUCGCGGCAUACGCGCGGCCUGGCGCGCGAGGCGUUCCUGAAACGCGCGCUGAUACGCAAGAUUGGGCGCGGAAUGGGGCUAGAGGAGUCUUGA
Messenger RNA from Aspergillus clavatus NRRL 1, 1755 nucleotides. RefSeq names its product putative endosomal sorting complex protein TSG101. Lineage: Eukaryota; Fungi; Ascomycota; Eurotiomycetes; Eurotiales; Aspergillaceae. Gene Ontology annotation, molecular function: ubiquitin binding. Gene Ontology annotation, cellular component: ESCRT I complex. Gene Ontology annotation, biological process: endosome to lysosome transport; protein modification process; protein transport. Bases 1 to 1755 code for a protein of 584 amino acids. The transcript has 4 exons. The record is from RefSeq and is a predicted model, not a curated record.